AUGGCGCAGGAAGCUGAUCAACAGGCAGCGGCUCUAGCAGAGCAGAGAGGCUCGCAGCUCGAUGCAGGCUGCGUGUCGGUCAGGCCUCCGGCCUCUGGCACGUGCGAGCUGGGGCCGCCCUUGGAGUGCCUCCCCCAGUACGUUGACUUCGAGCAGCUGCAAGCCUUCAGGUAUCAGUAUCGUGGCUGGCGCACUGGAAAGGCAGAGGGCGCCAGGGGCGAGGUCGACGCUGCGGACAGGGAUUGGUACUCCGAGCGGGUGACGCCGUCCUCGGCAAGCGGGUCGUGCCAGAGCGAAGUGCAGUGCUCCUUCACGUUCAGCAGCUUGGACCGCCGCAAGCUCGAAGCGGAUCCGUGGGUGAGACGAUCAUUUCUGGACAAGUUGCAGCAGGCGCUGGAGGCCCAGGUCGGGCCGCUUCUGCAGUCGGAGCACGUCUGGCUGCUCCUGUCGGCGGUGUCGGUGGUGGUCUACGUCCACCUUCGACCCCCGCUGGGCACGUCGGUGGACGAGGUGAUGGCGCUGCUCGCGGAGCCUGCGCGCCUGGCGCGGGAGGCCGCGGGGCACGUGGCGUCGGUCGAGGGCAUCGAGGCGGUCGCGAUUGACCAAGCUCCGGGCUGCGACCUCAGAGGCACCAACACCAUACAGGUGAGCAAGCCUCGGGUGGUGCCUCGGGCCGUCACCCUGCGCUGCUCGCAGAUGCCGAAGGGCCAGCACAGGCGUAGAGACGGACUUUGUUGUGGGUGCGGUUACAUGGUUAAGCCUGUUGGGGCAGCCGGGGCAGCCUGCUCGAGCGUCUCCUGGCAUGCCUCUUUGGCGACGCUCAGGGCGCGAGGUGGCUCCCGGACCUCGGCAGGCUGCUCUUCGAGAUCUCCGACGGCUUCGCGACAGGCCUUUCGGGGAUGCUGA
Prorocentrum cordatum is the source of this 906-nucleotide messenger RNA. Lineage: Eukaryota; Dinophyceae; Prorocentrales; Prorocentraceae. The record is from the annotation of a GenBank genome assembly.